AUGGUUACUCUAACAAGAGCUGAAAAGUUACGAAAGGAGGAAAAUGCAAAGUCUUACAAACCUUUGAUCGAUGAUCUAACAGAAUGUUCCGAAUCGGAUUUCAUUGAAAAAUUGAAGAACAUCAAAGAAUGGGACCGUUCAAGAGACGACUUGUACGUCUGGAUUCCGGUAUUGAAUAGAAUUGAUGAAAUAUUGACGAAAAUAGUAGAAAAUUAUAAUUAUACUUCCACAGAUUGGAAGAAGCUCCCUUGCAAAUUGGAAUUGAUGUCUAAAAAGGAUGAAAAUGAUGUAUGGGAAUACUUGUCAUUUUCGAUUCGGUUACUCAAUAAUACUAUGAAUCGCUCCAUUUACAACUCUUUGGAUGUCAUGAACUCAUUAUUAAAUUGUCCUAACUUUAAGAUCAAACUAGGUGCAGCAAGAAUCCUUGCCACAAUUGGUGAAAGAAAUGUCGUGUCCCGUAAUGGCUAUGAUUCUAAAGGAAUUAUGAGUAGCGAUGAGAUGAAAGAGAAAAGUUUGGAACUUGCACUAUGUUUGCCAUCUUCAACAACCGAUGACAACAUGGAACAUUUUUCCUUAGUCGACCUCUACUUUGAUAAAAAGCUGUAUCCUUCUAAGUUGGGACGCAUUGAAUACAAGUACUUCACAAAAGACUCAAAACGUAAUAAAGAUAAUUCCAAGCCUCCAUCCAAAAACCUUCAAGUAAAUGCAAACAAAAUGCGUACAUUUAUCCUGAGCAAGGAUGAUUUAACGUCAUUAACCCUUCAACAAAUAUUUGAUAAGGGGAUGCAAGAGCUACCUAGGGAGGAAUGGUUCAAAUUUUCUCUGCGCGCAACAGUUGCAAAAGCUUUCAGCGACAACUCCUUUGAGAAUAUUCAGUUGAGAAAUCAUAUUAUUCAAACCAAGUUCAACGCAAUAGCUAUUAUAAAUGUCACUUUCUACCCUGCUCAGGUUAGUUCUAAAUUCUUUGAAGUUGAUCCAUAUGCAUUUAAUAGUCUCUCGGAGUUUUUGUCAUUGUCAGAGACCAAAGUUCCAAGAGAUUUACGGAUGGAUGCUCUCUUUGCACUAGAGUGCAUAUCUUUAAAGCAUAUUUGGUGUUCGGAUAUCGUUAGGAAUUUAGGAGGAAAUAUGUCUCAUGGUUUACUAUUUCAAAUUCUAAAGUACAUCUCUAAGAUCAUCAGAGAAAAUAAUACCGAAGAGGUUGAUGAAGAAUACAACGUGAGAUUUUUUUACCUAAUCUCAAAUUUGGCCGAUGUUAGAGUUCUCCAAGAAUCUUUACUCAAUGCCGGACUUAUUUCAUCAAUCCUCGAUAUAAUUUCAAUCAAGACAAACGGUUUCAAACGCACCAAAACAUCUGCUACUCAUUUAUUAGACGCUUUAAUGAGUAAUGAAUGCGUUGAUGACUUCAUCAAUAACAAUGGACUUAAUAUUUUAAUAGAGUCUUUAACGGAGGAGGUGACUUUUGCGUUAGAACAUCCGGAAUAUGGAGCUCCUCCAAAAUAUUCAGUGACACAUUACUCCAUUUCUUUCAGACAGAUAUCUUUCAUCAGAAGUUUACUAAAGCUAGUACUAAAGCUGUUAUCAUGCGAUUCCGGUAACCGGACAAGGAACUUAAUAGACUCUCCAAUUCUUGGAGCAUUGAAUAAUAUAUUGAAGAAUAAGUCUGUUUUCGGCUAUACGCUUUUAUCCCAUGUGUUGGAUAUUAUACAGACCGUCAUCAAUAUUGAACCUACUAUUUAUCAAGUUUUGAUAGAAUGUGACACUAUUCCAUUCAUAAUUGAGAAUUUUGAACAAUUUGUUUGUCCUUCAACAGAACUUCUAAAGAUACUACCCGAGGUUAUAUCAGCCUUAUGUCUUCAUACCGAUGGGUUAAAGCAAGUCAAAGAGAAACAUUUGAUAAAUUAUAUUUUCCAGAUCUCGACUGACGUGGAUUUUUCGAAAGUUAUGUGCGCUGAUGAUGAAGUAAUUGAUCUUGGUUCAUCGUUAGAUGAAUUAUCGAGACAUUAUCCUGAUCUCAAAGAAGAUAUUGUUGACCAAUUUGUAGAACUAGUGCAUAAACUACCUGAGAUACUCGAUUUUGAUCACCCUCAUUUAUACAAAUCUCAAAACGGACAAAAUAACUUUUAUCUCUCACCUGACGAAGAGGUUGUGGAGAAUGAAGAAGGUGCUGACGAGAUAGCAGCAUGGGAAGUACAAAAAUACUCCGUUAUACUCGAUACUUUCUCCGGUAUGUUUUUUGGAAUGAUGGAAAAUGUAUCCUGGGUCCCACUUCUCUCCAAAAAAAUUGACGCUGCCAGUCUAUUAGCGGUUUUGGUACCAAAGAAACCAACAUAUGACUACAUUGAUUCCCAAUGCUUUUUGAAUUUCACUGACGCUUUAAAAACUUUCGAUGAUGAGGAUAGUAAAUAUGCUUUACCCACAUUAUUGGAUCUUUUGAAAUCAACUUUAGAAGAUUUAUCUGACUUCAUUAAUUACGAUCAGAAUAAAUCUUUCGUUCUAACAAUGGACUCGGAUACUGUAGAACAAACUCUAAAACAAGUCAACGUUCUACAAGUGAUUUUAUCUACCAUAACUUCCGUUUACAUUGAUUUAUUUUCACUUUUCCCGGAAAGGGUUAUCCAAAUCAUUGAGUAUUUUGAGCAACAUGGAUUUUCUUUAGUGCAUCUUUUGAGAUCAACAUUCGAAAGAUGUGCUCUAGAAGAAUACUAUAUCCGGGAAUCUCUACCUGUAGAUGUAUCAGACAAGACAAGACCAGCGACUUCACCUGGUACUCCGUCGUUGCUCCUCUAUAAGGUCAAAGGCGAAAAGGAGGUUAAGACAAAUUUCACUUCAACCAAAUUCAAAAAUACUCUACAAUGCAGGUUUUUGUUCCAUACUACGCAAUCUUGCAUAUCGAUAAUAUUUAGGGCACUACUAAGAUUAUCUCACGCAAGGAAAAUGUCUCUAACCUCUACUGAUCUUGCAACUGAACUUAGAAUAUUUAAUGAAGUGACCCAAUCUUUCGUUAACAUGCUCAGCAACAAAUCCUUGGAAAAGAAACUAGGAUAUUUGGUUGUACUUCUAAACUUGACAAGUUUUUCUUUCACAUAUGUGGUGGCGAAUAAUAGAAGUUUGGAUACUUUCAAUACAAUACCAAUUCUCAUGUUUUAUCAACUAGGAGGAUUCCAAGCAUACAAGCAUUGGUGUAUGGUAUUGACCAAAAAAUGCUUAGAGAUCCCAGAUGUUACUGCGGUCGAAAAAAUAAACUAUCUCAAAGACGAACAAGAUGUGAUUGCAUCCCAUGGACUAGUAGCGACGCUCUCUUUUAUGAAUAAAGCUAUUCAACUACAAACUAUGGAAAUGAUUCGUUCAACAAAGGACUACUAUCCUCAUGACGAUAUCACUUACAAUAUAACGUCUGGUGUCAUUGUUACCAUCAAAAUUCUUGCCCUCGGUUUAGUAAAAGAAAUUUUUGAUCUCGAUGAAAUGUUUUCCAGUGAUAGAAGAAGAUUCCCCUACCCUGUUUUCAAACAACUAUUAACCAUGAUCAAGAAUAUAUACGCUUCAAGUGAUGAGGUUGAAGACCCAGAGUUUUCAUUAUACGAACUAAGAUGGGAUUUAAUACCACCUUCAUAUUGCAAAAUCGAGAUGUUAAAAUCAUGUGGCAUUUCUGAAGAUGUUGCUAGAGGUUAUUUGGAAGAACAAAAUGAUGAUUUACCUGUCCACGUGAAACCAGAUGUUUUCAGCAAUGCUGAAUGGGAGAAUUAUAAGAAGCUCAAGGCCAGUGGCGAAUGGAAAACUGAUCUUCAGCUAUUGCCACCUCAAUACGACAAUCUCACUACAAAAGCUGAUCUCACAGAUUUCAGGGCCAACUUCUAUCGUAAUGGGUUUGAGCAGAAGAUACUUUGUAUCGUGCAAAACUAUCCAAAACUCAUAAAUGCUGUUUCAAAGAUGUUCUUAGAGAUAUACGAUGAGCUACAAUUCCCUCACAUAAGCAUGUUGGAAGACUUACUCUCCAUUAUGAAUUCAAGCAAAUUAGAAAAUGCUGACCAACUUGCCCCAAUUGUUCAUCUAUUUGGUAUUUUUUUGAAUGAGGAAAAGAUCUACAACCAGUCUAAGACAGUGAUUCAUAAAUUCAUCACAUUCUUACUGGAGAAUUUAUCUCCACAAUAUGUGAACCAUCCAUGGUUCUUCAAGGCACUAUAUGUUUACGAAAUCAUUCUUGCAAGAUCUAUGUUUCCAGAUAGCACAGAAUUACCAGACGACUUCAAAAUACCUGAAAUAAUUACUGUUGAUGUUAAACAUUUAUUCUCAGUUGAUAAGGAUCUGAUUUUCAACGUGUUAAUUAGAGUUCCUGAAAUAACAGACUUUUACUCGUCAUUGGCAAUCUCUCGUAUUCUAAUUUUAUAUGCUGCUGAAGAGAAGUAUUCAAAUGAAAUCGUGCAAUCUGGAAUAAUUCCAAAGUUACUAAAAGUUAUCGGAACUCAUCAAAAGUCUGAAAAGAUCAACUACUUAGAAUCUUCACUUUUGUUGCUUUGUAGAAGGUGUUUUGAAACAAAGAAUGUGGUAUCAUCUUUAAUCAAGUAUGAAUUGAACCGUGCUUUUACUACCAGAGCAAUUGGCGACACUAAAGAAAAAUCCAGAGAUCUCACUUUGUUAAUAGGCGAAAAAGCCAACGUUAUCAUGCGUGAUCCAGAGAUUUUUGUUACAGAGCUAUGCAAAAAUGGUAGGUUUGUUGACUUCUCUUCCAAAAAUGUAUUAGAGUCAUUCGUUAUGAAAAGGUUCGUUGAUGAAGAGCCCAAAAAUCUAGAAGCUGAUGAGGGAGGAAAAGAAGCUGCAUUCACCAAAAGAACUGGAAUUGUUGACUUAUUGCUUUCACAACUUAUGGCUGCUUACAAAAUGGAUUGGUUAAGUGAACCACCCAAUCCAGCGGAGCAGGAGGAGAAAAAGGUAAAAAAGAAACCAAGAAACCAAGUGAAAGCCUCCAGGAAUCCAAUUUGUGCGUAUAUGAUUUUCUUAUUGAAAACGUUGACGGAACUUCUAUCUAGUUACAAUCAUUCCAAAUAUGAGUUUAUGACUUUCAACAAACGAGGAGCUUAUAGUGAGUCUCCAGCACCCCGUACGACAGCCCUAAACUUUUUUAUUCACCAGCUUUUGGACUACAAAACUCAAGAUGUGGACAUUUAUGUUACAAAACGUCGCGAAACAAUAGGUAAAUUAGCUACUUGUGCACUAAUUGGCUUUGUUAGUUCUGUUCAGGAUGAUAAACUGGUAAAAUCUGAUCCAAAAUCACUUGACCCCAAUAUGACUUUCAUAAGAAAGUUCACGUUAGAAUCGUUGUCAAAAGCAAUGAAGGAUCUAAAAGGAACAAGAUCUUUAGAAAAUAACCUUGGAAAAUACCAUGGCUGGUUUAAUUUGGUGCAUAGACUCUUAAUUACAGAUCCUUUAAUGAACAACUUAUUGGACAAAAUGAAAAUUGAAACUGACAAAUACGAAAUUUGUAAGUUGAUGCUUGAAAUCAAAAUUCCCGAAACCAUUACGGAAUGCCUUUCAACACUAGAUUUGAACGUACCAUUUUCUAAAAAGAUAUACAAUGCGGCUAUCGAUCCUUUAAACUCAAUCACGGAAACAAGGAAUAUAUUCUCAGAAUACUUCAAAAGUGAGAAUAAUGAAGACGAUGAAGAUGUCGACGAAGAUUCAGAUAAAGAAGAAGUUCCUGAUAUGUUCAAAAACUCAGCCCUUGGUAUGUAUGAUAUUGAAGAUAUCGAAGAUGAUGACGAUGAUGAUUCUUUGAUGGGCGAUGAAGACGUUGCAUUUGUCAACGAUGAUGAAGACAUUGAAAUUGUGUUUAGUGAUGAAGAUGGCGCUGAAGAAUCUGUAUCCGAAUCUGAUAGCGACUCGGAUGAGAGUUCUGCUACAAGCGAUAGUGUAGAGAGCAGCGAAGAUGAGGAGAUGGAGGUUGAAAUCAACGAGCAAUCUAGUGAUGAGGAUAUGUCAGGAGAUGACGAAGAGGAUAUUUCUGCUGACGAAAGCUAUUACUCGGGAAGCCCUCCAUUAGUUGUCGAAGUAAGCGAAGAAGGGUUUGGGUCUGACCUGGAGAUAGAUUUAGAUGACAGUGAGUUGUCAUCUGACUGGGAAUCAGGACUUUCUGAACUUGAUGAUACCGAUUAUGAGAGCGAUGAUUCACAAAGAGAAGAAGCAAACUACAACUCCUCCAACUUAAGAAACGGAGCAAAUAAUAGAUGGUAUACAUCAGACGGCGUUGAAAUUUACGAUGAUUCGGAUGGCGAAGGAAGAGGUAUUUACAGAGGUGUACAACAUGUUCCAAAUGAGGAAUUAAUAUUCAGAAUAGAAAACAGCUCUCUAAGUAACAACAGACGUGGAAGACAUCAUCACAACAGAAUGGCAAUUGCUCCAUCAAUAAUAUCUAUUGAUAGCGAUAGUCAUAGAUCAAGGAACAUGCUGAUGAACCCAUUGGGGCCACAUGGAAUGGAAGAGGUUGAAGACAUCAUUUCAAAUGAGGAUAAUCCGGCUCGGAGAUUUGGACCAGGCAUUACAGGGUUUUGGCUAGCUGACUCACUCUUAGAUAAUAAAUCUAUCGAUGGUAUUAUAGUCAAGAACACUACUGAAAGAUGGGGCGAUAUAUUUGAGAUGUUUUAUGAAAACAAAGGGUUUUUAAUAAAUAUAUUACCAGAGAUUGUUUGCAAAGUAAUUGAAAGAAGUGCAGAGUUAUGGUAUAAGCAGAUAGCUGAACACAAGGCAAAGGAGCUGCAGGAGAAGACUGGUACAGAACGUCCAAAGAAGAGAAGCUUGGAUGAAAUGACUAUGGAUGAUAGCGAUACUGAGAAUCUCUCUAGUAGAGAGGGCUCUGAAGCUGUGGCUGAAGUAGAGGAGGAACAUCCAACUAAUACCGCCUCCCAUGAACCGGUUUAUGUGAUAAUUGACGGUAAUGAGGUUGAUAUCGGAGGGACAGAUAUAGAUCCAGAAUUCAUAAAUGCCUUACCAGAGGAUAUGAGAGCUGAAGUAUUAGCACAACAUAUCAGUGAAAGAAGAGCUGAGGCUCGACAACAUGAAAUUGACAGCAGAGAAAUAAAUGAUGAAUUUUUGGAGUCAGUACCUGCUACUAUUCGCGAAGAAAUAAUUGCUGGUGAAAAUGUCUCAAGGCGUUUCUCUAAUCUGUUAUCUAAUAGACGGGUUGGUGAAUUUGAUGGAGAGUCUGUUAGUGGCAGUGAUUAUGAUGGUAACUCCGAUAAUGAGAAUACAACUUCUCAGAGCAAUCAAAAUAAAUCUAAACGUGUUCACUUUGAUCCAUUAGUCGACCGUUCCGGUAUAGCAGCAAUCGUCAAGAGUUUAUUUAUUCCUCAGCCAUACUUUUCUCGUGAGUCAUACCACGAACUUUUCUUCAAACUAUGUUCCAGCAAGCAAAAUCGCAGUGAUAUCAUGAACUUUUUGUUAUUGAUCCUAACGGAAGGUAUCUCAGAUCAACAUUCGUUGGAAAAGAUAUUUAACUUAAUAUCAAACAAGGCAAACUCUUCAAAUGACUCGAAAACAAUGUCAUACCAAUUACCUCCAGAUUGCACUCCCCUCAUUGUUGCCAAUCAGUGUAUUGAAGUUUUGCAGUCUAUGAUUGAAUCCGAUGCCAGAUUAAGAUAUUUCUUCGUUACAGAACAUGAUAAUUUGAUUAUCAACAAAUCUUAUGUGAAAACGAAAAAGGAUAUAUUUUCAAAGAACAUGAAAUGGCCUAUCAAUGCGUUGUUUGCUUUACUUAACCAAAAAUUGGUAACCGAUGAAACUGUCCUAAUGGAUUUGCUAACAAAUAUCUUAAAGCAAUGUACGAAACCAAUCCUGUCAUUGGUAAAGAAGAAGAAUGAGAACACCUUCAAAAGAAAUUUCGAAAUACCUGUUAUUGAAAAGAAGCACUUAGAGCUAAUUGUUUCUGUGAUUAAACUAGACUCCUGUAAUACCAAGAUAUUCCAACAAACGUUGAAUAUAAUGACGAAUCUCUUCUCUAUCAAAGAUGCUCAAGAAAUAUUUACAUCUGAAUUAAGAAAUUUGGCUGUUUCGACAAUAUCUCAACUAAUCAAAGAUCUUAAUGAACUGUGUGUUCAAUUACCUUCUGUCAAGAGUGGCACUGAAAUCAAUUCAGAAAUAAUUCAAAAAUUCACUUCACCUAGUUCGGAGCAAUCUAAAUUGUUAAAGGUUGUUACUGCUGUAGACUAUAUUUAUUCACAUCAGAAACAAGGGGAUACAGAAAGUGCACGCAAACUAGUGGCUCUAUUUAAUGAGAUGAAAUUAGGUCCGGUAUGGGUUGCACUAAGCAAAUGCUUAACUGCUUUUGAAGAAAAUAGUGCAGUAUCUACGUCUGCCACUAUUCUUCUUCCUACUAUCGAGUCAUUGAUGGUGGUAUGCAAAAACAGUAAGGUUCGCGAGGUAUCUGGCGGACAAUUGAAAUACACCGAAAAGUCUUAUGAUUUUGAGACAAUUUCAGUGGAAGAUUUAUUCUUUGAGUUCACAGAUUUGCAUAAAAAGUUGUUGAAUGAAAUGAUUAGAGCCAAUCCUCAAUUAAUGAGCGGUCCCUUCCAACUUCUUGUGAAGAAUCCUAAAAUCCUAGACUUUGACAACAAAAGACACUUCUUCAUGGCAAAGAUAAGACAUAAUCCUGCUCAAAGGCAAAAAUUAUCGAUUACUGUUCGCCGUGAUCAAGUUUUCCUUGAUUCCUACCGCGCAUUAUUCUUUAAAUCAAAUGAAGAGAUCAAAAACUGUAAGUUGGAUAUUACCUUUAAGGGAGAGGCAGGUGUCGAUGAAGGUGGUGUUACCAGAGAAUGGUACCAGGUGCUUUCGAGACAAAUGUUUAAUCCUGAUUAUGCUUUGUUUAUUCCAGUCGGUUCUGACAACACAAAGUUCCGUCCUAAUCGUACUUCGGGCAUCAAUCCCGAGCAUUUGUCUUUCUUCAAGUUUGUUGGUAUGAUCAUCGGUAAAGCUAUUAGUGACAACUGUUUCUUGGACUGCCAUUUCAGUAGAGAAGUGUACAAGAAUAUUUUGGGGAAACCAGUAUCCUUAAAGGAUAUGGAGUCGUUAGAUUUAGAGUAUUACAAAUCGUUGAAUUGGAUGCUUGAAAAUGACAUUACGUAUGUUAUCGAGGAGACCUUUUCUAUUGACACCGACGAUUACGGUGAGCACAAGACUAUCGACUUGAUUCCAAAUGGCCGCAAUAUCGCUGUCACCGAAGAAAACAAGAAGGAGUAUGUGCAGAAAGUGGUCGAAUACAAGUUACAAGAAUCUGUAAAGGAACACAUGGCAAACCUUCUACAAGGGUUCUACACAAUUAUCGAUAAAGAUUUGAUUUCUAUCUUUGACGAACAAGAAUUGGAGCUAUUGAUCAGCGGUCUACCAGAUAUCGAUGUUGAUGACUGGAAGAACAACACUACCUACGUCAACUACACGCCAACAUGCAAACAGAUAAAUUACUUCUGGAGAGCUGUCAGAUCAUUUGAUAAAGAAGAAAGAGCUAAACUUUUACAAUUUGUGACUGGUACAUCUAAGCUUCCAUUGAAUGGGUUUAAAGACUUGAGUGGAAUCAACGGUGACUCCAAGUUCUCUAUCCACAGGGACUACGGCUCCACCGAUAGAUUGCCAUCGUCGCACACAUGUUUCAACCAACUAGAUUUACCUGCAUAUGAUUCUUACGAACAAUUGCGGGGUUCAUUAUUGUUGGCUAUCAAUGAAGGCCACGAGGGUUUCGGCUUGGCAUAA
Messenger RNA from Kluyveromyces marxianus DMKU3-1042, 9729 nucleotides. It is a transcript of the gene TOM1, whose product is annotated as E3 ubiquitin-protein ligase TOM1. The coding region runs from base 1 to 9729 and encodes 3242 amino acids. The transcript has a single exon. Gene Ontology annotation, molecular function: ubiquitin-protein transferase activity. The record is from RefSeq and is a predicted model, not a curated record. Gene Ontology annotation, biological process: proteasome-mediated ubiquitin-dependent protein catabolic process; positive regulation of protein catabolic process; protein polyubiquitination. NCBI's taxonomy places the organism in Eukaryota, Fungi, Ascomycota, Saccharomycetes, Saccharomycetales, Saccharomycetaceae.